Molecule: messenger RNA, 1284 nt
Organism: Tarenaya hassleriana
Lineage: Eukaryota; Viridiplantae; Streptophyta; Magnoliopsida; Brassicales; Cleomaceae
Exons: 2
Coding region: 98-1135 (345 amino acids)
Source: RefSeq, a predicted model, not a curated record
CAAAAGUGUCUGUAAGUGUUCCUGAACAGGGCAUUACGUACACAUAUACACACACUUGCAUAUAUACACUCUGAGGGUUCAUCUGAAUCGAGAAAUUAUGUCGAGGGUUUUCGCGGUUUUCAUAGUUCUUGUGUGGGCUUUGGCACAAGGAGCGGUUUCAGCGAAAGAUCAGUACAAGAAGAAAUCGCCUCAUGACGCUGCUUCUACGCACUACACGGUGUUAUCUCCUCUGGCUUCGGGCCGGGAACGAGUUCUCUGCCAGGCGAGAGGAGCUUGCAACCAGAAGAUCCUCACUUGCCCGGCCGAGUGCCCGGAAAGGAAGCCUAAGAAGAACAGAAGACAGAAAGGUUGCUUCGCCGAUUGCAGCAGCAAAUGUGAAGUCACCUGCAAAUGGAGAAAAGCUAACUGUAAUGGGUACGGAUCUUUGUGUUACGACCCGAGAUUCGUCGGAGGUGAUGGAGUGAUGUUCUACUUCCAUGGAAAGAAAGACGGAAACUUUGCGAUUGUUUCAGACGACAACCUCCAGAUCAACGCUCAUUUCAUCGGGACAAGACCCGCUGGAAGAACCAGAGACUUCACAUGGGUUCAGGCCUUCAACGUCAUGUUCGACAACAACAGCCUCGUCAUCGCGGCCAAGAAGGUUCAAUACUGGGAAGAUUCCGUCGAUGCCCUCGUCGUGAGAUUUGACGGGAAAGAAGUUACAGUCCCUACAGACGGAGAAGCAGAAUGGAGGGUCGAUCUGGAAGAACGCGAGAUCGUGGUGGAGAGAACUGACGAGACAAACAACGUUAGAGUCACGGUUUCAGGGCUUGUUCAGAUGGAUGUCAAGGUAAGACCAAUCGGAAGCGAAGAAGACAGAGUUCACAACUACCAGCUGCCGGACAACGACGCUUUCGCCCAUCUCGAGACCCAGUUCAAGUUCUUCGAUCUGAGCGACAAAGUCGAGGGCGUUCUGGGAAAAACGUAUCGGCCGGGCUACGUCAGCCCUGUCAAGGUCGGCGUUCCAAUGCCGAUGAUGGGCGGCGAAGACAAGUAUGAAGCUCCUUCGCUGUUUUCGCCUGUCUGCAAUUUAUGCAGGUUCCGAGGAAAAACCACUCUGAGUAGCCUCAGUGAAGACGGAACGGCUCAGUACUGAUUAUAAAAAUCGCUGUUUUGUCGAUCCAUUAAGUUUAAUCAAUUGUCUAAAUCCGGUUUUUGUAUCGUUAACGAAAAUAUUUGUCGUUUGUUUCGCCUCGUCAAAAGUUUGUAUUGUAUUGUAUUGUAUUGUGGAUGAAAUACAUAAUA